AUGGAAGAAGAGCGGAAAUAUUUAAACGAUAAGUUCGGUCUACUAAGGGCGAGACUAGGCGAUGCCGGCACUAGUAGGGAUAGUAAUGCAAGCAGCAGGAGGAGCCGUGAGAAAGUACAGGAGUGGUUGAGUAGGGAACAGGAUGGGAACAAUCCCUCCACACAGGUUCCCCCACUUCAUGACCAGACGAGCGCCCAGCAUGCAGCGAUUCCAGCGUCGUUCUCGCAAAUCAAUGCUUCCGUGCAAGCAACGACCAUAGACCCCCCGUUUAGUGUCAUGUUGCCGGUUGGUGUAUCCCGUCAAGAAGUCGUACAAGAAACUGGACAAGUGCCGCCGAAUUCUACUUCUACCCCUCAGUUCUCUCGAAGUCGACUUGGUCCAAUUGAAUCGCUGCAGCAAACACCGGUGUCGAACAUUUCCUCCACUGUUCCAAUAAAUUAUUCAACGGCAAUUACAGUUCCUCAGUUCAUUCCAACUAGUUCGUAUGUGAUGCAAGGGAAUCCACUAAUAAAUGGCUGCGGAACGAGCGAUUAUAGGCUCCCGGGAACGAUGGCUACUUCAUCCGGUUUCUUUACUGCUCCACCAUUCACUGUUACGGUUCCUUUAUUGGUUCAUCCACCACUGCCAGCUACCACCACCACCCUUCCGCCAUCCGUAUUUUCGUCGUUACCCUCUGCUGCUAUACCACCACCACCAGUCGUGAGUUUACCAUCCAUCUCAAGCAUUGCAGGGUCUUGGAUGCCUCCAAAUUUUGCGCGUCAAGGAGCCUUUCAAGGAGGAAUUUACACAUCUGCAGGUUCAGGAGUCCAGCCCGUUUCGCAAGGUUUCCCAAUGAUGGCAACUACUCAACAGGGAAACCUCGGUCCGUCAGCAAUUCAACUCGCAGCUCGCCAAGUGAUGUAUAGAGAUCUACCGAAGUUCACAGGAGAUCCAGAAGAGUGGCCGAUGUUUUAUAGCGCCUUCUGCAACACCACGGAGGCAUGUGGUUAUUCCGAUGCGGAGAAUUUGUCCAGACUUCAGCGAUGUUUGGACGGUCCUGCGUUACUUGCGGUUAAAAGUCGUCUCCUCUUACCUGAGUCGGUACCAUACGUGGUUGAAACUCUGCGAAAAAUAUACGGGAGACCAGAAGUACUAAUCUUCUCCUUACUCAAUAAGUUACGAGAGGUUGCAGCACCAAAGGUCGAUAACCUCAGGACGGUGAUUGAAUUUGGGUUGGCAGUACAGAAUCUUGUGGACCAUAUGAAGCUUGCGCAGCUUCACGAGCACCUUUGUAAUCCUAUGUUGCUACACGAGCUGGUUGAGAAGCUGCCAGCCAUUUGGAAGAUGCAGUGGUCUGCCUACAAGAGAGCUUGUCCGAACGUCAACUUGGCCACGUUUGGAGGGUUUAUGUCCGACUUCGUGAACACAGCUUCCGAUGUGACACUACCAGAUCUAGCAACGCUUUCGUUGAAGUCAACCAAACAGAACCACACCAAGUCGAAGCUUUUUGUACAUACACAAAGCUCACCUGAUGUAGAGGAAAUUCCGGAAUCAAAUCCAAUCGAAGAAAUGUCUAAGAAGACCUGUGCGUACUGUUCCAACCCAAAUCACGAGAUUCUAUCGUGUGGACCGUUCAAAGCGUUGGAUAUAGAUGCCAGAUGGACGGCGAUGCGUCAGAAAGGAUUGUGCAGGAUCUGCUUAAUUCCCCAUCGGAAGUGGCCAUGUCGAUCCGGAAGAGAAUGUGGAGUGGACAGAUGUCGACUCCGUCACCACGAGUUGCUGCAUUCUCGCACAACUGUAAUGACGAACAGUCAGUUUAGAGCCAGUUCAGCUGCCAGCGGGAACGGGAACGUAGUACACAACCAUUAUCAUCAAGUAUUACCAUGUACUCUUUUUCGAUAUUUGCCGGUGACAAUCGAAGCAGGGGAAAAGCGCGUCCACACGUUUGCGUUUCUAGAUGACGGUUCUUCAUCUACACUAAUGGAAGCGGGAAUAGCUGCCAAACUUGGGUUAGAAGGUGCAACUGAAUCACUCUGGCUCAAUUGGACAGGCAAUAUUAGUCGGGAGGAAAAAGAUUCGAAGCGUGUUUCAAUCGUCAUCACCGGAGAAGGUGGGAAGAAUCGUUUCCAAAUGAACAACGUACGCACAGUUAAGAGACUCAACCUACCAAAACAAACGCUACAGUAUGAUGCAUUAACGGAAGCGUAUCCACACCUCAAGGGUCUGCCGGUGCGGAGUUAUUCGGAAGCAAUUCCGGGUAUUAUAGUUGGACUGGAACAUGCACGACUACUCUCCACUUUAAAAAUUCGUGAAGGCAGAGGUGACGAUCCAGUGGCAGCAAAAACAAGACUGGGCUGGUGCAUCUUUGGUAGAAGUUCUGGUGUGGGUCAAUCCUUAGAACGCCUGCAUCAUCAUUCCGAGCAAGAUAUGGGGAAUCGUGAAUUGCACCAACAGAUGAAGAAAUUCUUUGGCAUUGAGGAAGCUAUAAUCACGGUUAAACCUGAAGCAGAAGUUGACAAACGUGCCAGGGAGAUUAUGGAGAAUACCACACGACGAGUAGGGCUUGGCUUCGAGACGGGUCUUGUUUGGAAGCACGACGAUGUAAGCUUCCCGGAUAGUUUCAAGAUGGCAGAGAGGAGAUUGAUCGCACUCGAGAAACGACUGGAGAAAGAUCCUGCGCUAAGGCAAAAAGUUCACGAGCAGAUCGUGUCAUAUGAGGAGAAAGGAUACGCUCAUCGAAUAACCAAGAAUGAAUUGGAUUCAACCGACUCGAGCCGAGUUUGGUAUUUACCCUUAGGGGUCGUACAAAAUCCCAAAAAACCCGGCAAGAUUUGUCUGAUCUGGGAUGCAGCAGCGUGUUCUAAAGGCGUUUGUUUUAACGACAUGUUGCUCAGAGGUCCAGACCUGCUAACGGCGCUCUUUGGCGUACUACUCCGUUUUAGACAGAGGAACAUUGCUAUCUGUGCAGACAUACGAGAAAUGUUCCACCAGAUACGCAUUCGAGACCUCGACAAACAGGCGCAACGGUUCUUGUGGAGAUUUUCCCCUGAUAUGCUUCCACAGAUAUUCGUCAUGGAUGUGGCAACGUUCGGCGCCACCUGUUCGUCUAGCUCGGCGCAGUUCGUCAAGAACAAAAACGCCGAGGAACACGCAUCAAAAUACCCGAGAGCAGCGCACGCCAUUAUUUACAGCCACUAUGUUGAUGACUACCUGGAUAGUGUAGAAACUGAAGAUGACGCGGUACAGUUGUGGAACGAUGUUAAGUUGGUCCAUGCUCGAGGUGGAUUUGAGAUCCGCAAUUUCGUCAGCAACUCAGAUGAAGUUAUGCAGCGAGUGGGAGUGAAGGAUUGUCCUGCAAAUAAGUCGUUGAAUCUGGAUCCGUUGGGAGAAAAGGAGCGAGUUCUUGGCAUGGUGUGGAGACCUGACUCUGACGAUUUCACCUUUGAACCUUCUUUAAAGCCGGAAAUUUUGAAGUUGAUUGUAGAUCGAACAAUUCCGACGAAACGUCAGGUGCUACGAACAGUGAUGUCGCUGUUUGAUCCCCUUGGACUGAUAGCACAUUUCGUGGCACAAGGGAAAAUUCUUAUGCAAGACAUUUGGAGAUCGGGUACAGACUGGGAUGAACAAAUUACCGAGCAUCUAUGGGAGAAAUGGUCUAGGUGGAGUCAACUCAUUUUAGAGUUAGAUGCAGUAAUGAUUCCAAGGUGUUUCUUCAGAGGUGCUAAUAGUGGAGCUCUCAACAGCGUUCAACUGCAUGUGUUCGUCGACGCUAGUGAAGAAGCAUACGCAUGCGUAGCAUACCUACGAAUUGUCGAUGGUGGCAUAAUAAGAUGUGCACUUGUAGCGGCGAAGUCAAAGGUGGCCCCGCUUAAGCCUCUUUCCAUUCCACGAUUGGAGCUGCAGGCCGCGAUGAUAGGUAGUCGUUUGGCAGACAGUAUCUGCAAACACAUAAGUCUCCCCAUCAGUCAACGCUUUCUCUGGCUUGAUUCCGCAACGGUGUUGGCCUGGCUGCGUUCGGAUAGUCGACGUUACCACCCGUUCGUGGCAUUUCGAGUAGGGGAGAUCCUAAGUCUAACCACCGUUGAUGAAUGGCACCAUCUGAAGUCCAAGCACAACGUGGCAGAUGAAGCAACCAAGUGGGGAUCUGGUCCUAGCUUCGAUCCAGAAGGGCGAUGGUUUCAGGGACCACUAUUUCUGAGUAAAUCAGUUGAAAGCUGGCCAGUGAGCAAAGGAGAGAUACCUCCAGCUACAGAAGAGCUCCGGGCUGUUUAUACCCACCAUCAUUCGACGUUCCAACCACUUAUCGAGGUGAAGCGUUUCUCUAAGUGGCACCGACUACUACGCUCCACCGCGUACGUACUAAGAGCAAUCAAAAGGCUCAAAAAGCAGCAGCUUCGUCCUUGGAUAUCAUGCGAUGAGUAUCGUGAAGCGGAAAACCUGCUUUGGCGUCAGGUACAAAUAGAGUGCUAUGCGGAUGAAUAUACAUCACUGCACUAUAAUCAGCAAAACCCCUUGGCGAAUCAAAUGAAACCGUACAUGUGCAGUCAACUGUACCAGCUAACACCGUACAUAGACGAUGUAGGAGUUAUGAGAAUGAACAGCCGAAUAGGGGCUGCACCAAACGCCCCGUUCCAAGCUAAGUAUCCAAUCAUUCUUCCAAACAAUCACCAUCUAACGUCCCUCCUCGUUAACAGCUACCACUGCCGCUUUCUACAUGCGAAUAACGAAACUGUACUCAAUGAGAUGCGACAGCGUUUUCGUAUACCAUCUCUACGAAACUUGAUCAGACGAGUCUCCAAGGAAUGUCCAUGGUGUCGAGUCAACAAGGCGGCCCCACGGCCCCCGAUCAUGGCACCGCUUCCAACAGUGCGUCUAACAUCAUUCGUCCGUCCAUUUACACAUUCAGGAGUUGAUUACUUCGGGCCAAUCUUGGUGAAGCAAGGUCGCAGUCUUGUCAAGCGCUGGGUAGCAUUAUUCACCUGCCUUUCCAUAAGAGCGAUUCACUUGGAAAUAGUGCAUAGUCUCACAACUCAAUCGUGCGUGAUGGCUAUCCGACGAUUUAUAGCGCGCCGAGGAGCACCAGAAACCUUUUAUUCCGACAAUGGCACCAAUUUUAUCGGAGCGAACAACCUAUUGAAGGGUCAGCUUCGGGCGGUCAACGAACAUUGUGCAGCGACGUUCACCAACGCUAGGACGAAAUGGCAGUUCAAUCCUCCCUCCGCACCACAUAUGGGUGGUGCCUGGGAGCGCUUGGUACGCUCGGUCAAAACGGCCAUGGCCACAAUCAGCGAUCAUCCCCACCAUCCCAGCGAUGAGGUGCUGGAAACAGUUGCACUGGAGGCUGAAGCAGUGGUCAACUCCAGACCUCUAACAUAUGUCGCGUUGGAUUCAUCUGAUGCUGAGGCAAUCACUCCGAAUCAUUUCCUGCUUUACGGAACCCGUGGUAUUGAUCAACUACCAACACCUUUAACUGAAGGCGUAACGACACUUCGAGACAGCUGGAAGUUGGCACAAGGUCUAAUCGAUAAAUUUUAG
Molecule: messenger RNA, 5514 nt
Organism: Toxorhynchites rutilus septentrionalis
Lineage: Eukaryota; Metazoa; Arthropoda; Insecta; Diptera; Culicidae
Exons: 1
Coding region: 1-5514 (1837 amino acids)
Biological process (GO): DNA integration
Molecular function (GO): nucleic acid binding
Source: RefSeq, a predicted model, not a curated record